GUUCGAUCCGUGGCCAGCGCGGUCCUUUGCUUUGGAGCCAACGUCACGUCUUGUCUGCUCCGAAGACCGGCCUUCGCCCUGCGCGACACAGACAUCGCGCCCGAAUACCUGCGGCACCUGACCGCACCUUGGACGGAGAGUGCCAACAUGCUGGCAUGGAUGCCCAUCCUCGAUGCGGAGACCUUGCCUCUGAACCCACUGGAUGCAAUGCAGCGCGGGAAGUACAACAAGGUGCCCACGAUUCUGAGCUCGGUGACCAACGAGACCUUGGCCUUCGUUCCCACGGAGCUGAUGAGGCUUGGCAACAAUUGGCCAUCUUACCAUGAGACGCUGCGGAUCGUCUUCCGCGAGCGGGCCGACAAGGUGGCGGCGCACUAUGCGGCUUCACCAGACAGCUCAGCCCUGCCCCCGGCGCGACGUGCUGCAGUGGUGACCACUGAUGCACUGAUGACCUGCUACGUCCGCUACGCCGCGAGGGCGCUGGCGGCUCAGGGCGAAACGUACCUGUCUACAUUCAUGUUGCAGCCCCACAGCAGCCAGAUGCAAUUGAACUCGCUUUGUGUCGAGGGGCCGCCAGCAGGAGCCUCGUGUCACGCGGCCGACGUACUCUAUCAGAUCCCAACUUCGCCACGCAUGACCCAACGCACCAAGCUGUUCUAUGCCACCGAUGCGGAGUCGAAGCUGGCACGACACUACACGCGCGCCAUCAUCCAGUUCGCGUCGGGAAGGCAGUCGGACUUCGUGCAGUACAAUGCCACCGAGGAUGUAAGCAGUCGAUGGAGCAUCACUGGGAAGUCAACGCUGCAGAGAUACCACGAUCAUCAUUGCAACUUCUGGGAAGAUGUGGGUUAUGCUGCGGACGUUUGGAGAGGGGACAAUGGCACCACGCACAUUCCGCAGUUCGUCGUUUGA
Messenger RNA from Symbiodinium sp. CCMP2456, 912 nucleotides. The record is from the annotation of a GenBank genome assembly. NCBI's taxonomy places the organism in Eukaryota, Dinophyceae, Suessiales, Symbiodiniaceae.